AGCAAAGCCACCUAUGACAUGUCGGCACAACCUGGACAUCGAGUGUCCCACGUACACCAACCUCAGUCGUCUGGGCAGAUCGUGUCCUCCAUCACGGCCUCCCUGUGAUUCGAUGGGGCCCUGAAUGUGUACUUGACAGAAUUCCAAACCAACCUGGUACCAUACCCCCACAUCCACCUCCCCCUGGCCACCUACGCCCUGGUCAUCUCAGCCAAGAAGGCCUACCAUGAGCAGCUGUCCAUGGCCAAGAUCGCCAGUGCCCGCUUCGAGCCAGCCAAUCAGAUGGUCAAGUGUGACCCUCACCAUGGCAAGUACAUGGCCUGCUGCAUGUUGUACAGAGGGGAUGUGGUCCUGAAAGAUGUCAGUGCGGCUGUCGCCACCAUCAAGAGCAAGCACACCAACCAGUUUGUGGACUGGUGUCUGAUUGGAUUUAAGAGGUCAUUCCGAGGCGAGCUGCCGCCCCUGCGGCUUUCGAGGCUCCCAGGACACUGCCGCUUUCCGCUCCCGGGCCGCUCCAUCGUGCCGGGGUGUUUACGGAGAAAAGUGAGGCCUGAGCUGACGAAAGAGAAGCCCACGUGGGCGACAAUACUGGUAGUCCAGGGAGCUGGGACGACGCGGGCGCGACAGAGACUCGCACACUCACGCCGCUUACUAACCCAGCUAGCUAGGACCUCGCCCCGCCCCGCCCCGCCCCGCCCCGGUGGCGGGGCACCUCCGGCUCUCCAGUCUCUAUGGUACCAACUUCCGGCGCGCGCUACCCCUCGCGAGACUUCGGCGGCGCAGCAAUGGCCAGACCAUGCCGCGUCACUGCUCCGCCGCCGGCUGCUGCACACGGGACACGCGCGAGACGCGCAACCGCGGCAUCUCCUUCCACAGACUUCCCAAGAAGGACAACCCGAGGCGAGGCUUGUGGCUGGCCAACUGCCAGCGGCUGGACCCCAGCGGCCAGGGCCUGUGGGACCCGGCAUCCGAGUACAUCUACUUCUGCUCCAAACACUUUGAGGAGAACUGCUUUGAGCUGGUGGGAAUCAGCGGAUAUCACAGGCUAAAGGAGGGGGCAGUCCCCACCAUAUUUGAGUCUUUCUCCAAGUUGCGCCGGACAACCAAGACCAAAGGACACAGUUAUCCACCUGGCCCCCCUGAAGUCAGCCGGCUCAGACGAUGCAGGAAGCGCUGCUCCGAGGGCCGAGGGCCCACAAUUCCAUUUUCUCCACCUCCACCUGCUGAUGUCACCUGCUUUCCUGUGGAAGAGGCCUCAGCACCUGCCACUUUGCCGGCCUCCCCAGCUGGGAGGCUGGAGCCUGGCCUUAGCAGCCCCUUUUCAGACCUACUGGGCCCCCUGGGUGCCCAGGCAGAUGAAGCAGGCUGCAGCGCCCAGCCUUCACCAGAGCGGCAGCCCUCCCCUCUCGAACCACGGCCAGUCUCCCCCUCAGCGUAUAUGCUGCGCCUGCCCCCACCCGCCGGAGCCUACAUCCAGAACGAACACAGCUACCAGGUGGGCAGCGCCUUACUCUGGAAGCGGCGAGCCGAGGCAGCCCUUGAUGCCCUUGACAAGGCCCAGCGCCAGCUGCAGGCCUGCAAGCGGCGGGAGCAGCGGCUGCGGUUGAGACUGACCAAGCUGCAGCAGGAGCGGGCACGGGAGAAGCGGGCACAGGCAGAUGCCCGCCAGACUCUGAAGGAGCAUGUGCAGGACUUUGCCAUGCAGCUGAGCAGCAGCAUGGCCUGAGGGGCUGCUGGACUGACCGAGGGGCUGCCCAGCAAGACUGUAGCCUCUUCCUCAGAUCCCACCAGACCCACCAGGUGCCAUAAUAAAACGGAUUCUAGAUGGA
Pan troglodytes (chimpanzee) is the source of this 1829-nucleotide messenger RNA. RefSeq names its product THAP domain containing 7 (gene THAP7). Gene Ontology annotation, biological process: regulation of DNA-templated transcription. The record is from RefSeq and is a predicted model, not a curated record. Gene Ontology annotation, cellular component: nucleus. Bases 797 to 1726 code for a protein of 309 amino acids. Lineage: Eukaryota; Metazoa; Chordata; Mammalia; Primates; Hominidae. The transcript has 6 exons.